UCGAUGGAUUGAUAGGUCAGAUAUCUACUGCCAGUCCAACAUGUCCGUCAGUCUGCAAGUCUGCCAGUCUGCCUGUCUGUCCGUCUGAGACGGGACGGAAAGCGAAGCCGCGAGAGAUCGAACUGUAACGGUACAGCUCACGGAAAGAGAUGAACUACAGGGAAGAGUGGCGAGCGAACGUGGGGGCGACACGUGGCAGCAACGCGAGAGAAAGUGAAGGGGAGAGAGGUGGGAGAAGGCCUUGUCUUAUGGGGUCAUUUCCCGGUUGAUUUGAAGGAAAGGGGGAGAGGUGGGGAGACGGAAAAGGGGGGUGUAGGGAGCGGGAUUUGGGUACGUAUGACUGCGGGAUGAUCGACGAGGUCGGGAGGGGAAGGAAGAAUCGAAGAGAGAGAGUGGGAGCUGCCUGAGAAAUGCGUGCCACGUGGCACCAGUUGAUGCUCGACCACGCCACGGCUACCUCUCGCGCGCCUAAUCGUGUGCAGGUCAUCAGAGUGCGAGGGACUCACGCUUUAACUUUGCCGCUUCUUGUGCUGCCGGUAGCAGCGCCAGGCUGCACGACAGACGAGACGAAGCAGCUCAACGGGCGCAUCGAUCAUGUCGUCAAUCUCAUCGGCGACAUAGGUGUUUUCAACGGGCCGGACACGAUCAGUAGCACGGUGGCCGCCAUCAAGACGAACAUCACCAGGCUACAGACGAGACCGGACGCCGCUAUGAAGACUUACAAGAUGCCGCACUUCGACAUCAACAAGUUCGACGACGACAACAAGUCGGACGCCUUGACAUGGUGGCAACGUUUCCUCACGGAAGCAUCAUGCCGCACUGUCCCGGCGGACGACAUGAUGAAGGGGCUCUACUUGCAACUGAUUGGAGGAGCGCAGGCAUGGAUGAACCAUCUGGCGGCUACCAAGAAAUGCACCAUCGGCGAACUCCACACGCACAUUCCGUGGAAGGAGUUCGAGCAACUGUGGUUCACUCGCUUCAUGGUCCACAACAUUGUGAAGGCGGCGGCCAUGAACGAAGUGUACACAUGCUCACAAGCUGGGCAUGGACGACUCUAUGGGGUCUUGGAGUCACGGGGAGGGGGGACGCGACCAUGUGGAAGUCCCGGAAGCACUGAAAGUGCGGAUGCUGGAACUCUGAGGCCAAUCAGGUCAUCAAGUGUUUCAAGAGCAAGAAAUGGGAAGACAUCUUCCGCAGCUGGAGCUUCAGCUUCGGUAUCCUUUGUGCCACCAAGCACAUCACAGUGUCCGGGAACUGCAAAUUUCGGGAGCAAAGUGAACUCUUCCUGCAAAACAUGGGCCCCGUCUCCAGUGCGCAGCCCACCCGGAUGUUCUACUCGCGAUAAGGGUGUGAGGAAAAGUGGCAGUGGGUCUGCAGCCAUUUCCUCUUCAACAGAUGGAAGAUGGAACCUCUAUGGAGUGUGGGAUAGACAUCAGCAAGUUGAUGAUGGAAAGUUACUAGGAGGGCCAUUGAUAGGAGGCUCGGUGAUGCCGUUGCUAGCAAGAGGUCUGGAUGGAAUCGCGAUGGGGAGAGUAGGAGUGGGGGCGAGUGCGUGGAUUGGGGUUGGAGGACUUGAUGGGAAGAAAAACAAUGUCCAGAAAGGAGCACCACUUUUGCACCGACGGAAGAUGGAGAAACAAACACAGCUCAAAGGUUGCAGCUCGGGUACGGAUGCAUCUGUGGCGUCAGAUCAACGCAUAGCAAACUGGAAGCCUUAUGGUAUGCCAAGCCCCAACAGGACAUCACCACGCGGAGGAUCCGGAUCGAUUGGCAAAUCAAAUAGUGCAGCUAACUCUGAGCAGACAACAAACUCAGAAAAGGGCGGGCAAUUGCACAGAGACUUGGUUUUGGCUCCACAGGGCCACAGACGGGCAAAGUCAGACGUGUUUGGAGUAGGCUUGUCUCCUGUAAAUGGAGUCUGUAAGCCGGUGAGCAAUGAGGCCUUAAACAUGGGUGGAGCAGAAUCCCUUCUGCCUUAUGUGAGGCCACGCCCCGAAGUUCCUGAGUCCCAGGCUAGCAUGGGAAGAGUCUGCGGGGCCAAAGGUAGCUUGACGGAAGAGGAGGUUAACGAUUGCUCGUUAUCGGCCAGACGUGCGGGGGGUCAAGGCGUAUCGCUGUGUGCUCCUGCAGCUGCGAAUUGCCAGGGAGAAACUGUCAGAAUUGAGCUUGUGGGGAUAAGAAGUCUAGAUUCGGAUGCAAGAAAGCCAAAUGGUCAGCAAAGCAGAGCACAAGCAAUUAUUCACUCUGUGGAGACACCAAUCCUUAGGGCGCAGUCUGCGGAUGGCAAUCCCCCGGCGGCGAUGGGAGGUGCCCAUGGUUCGAGUGCCAUGUUGGUGAAUGUUUAUCCUGUGUCUGGCAAAGGUGGCAAGCCAUUGCAAGAUUUCUCCAGUGAGGUUCUUGAUGCAAGUGGCGACUGGAAUGCUCCAGUGGCCAAUGAAGCGAAUGGUCUGUUUGUUAGUGCUGUGCUGGCGUCUACUGGAGAGCAGCCUUCUGCCAGGGAAGCUGAGAUGCCAGCUGGCACAGAAGGAGAUGAAUCAGAUAUAAGAUCUGGUAUGGUGGUGGAUGCUCCUGCAUCAUAUCAGGAGAGCAGUCAGGAGUGCGUUGAGCAGGUUGUCGUGAGAUCCUUGUCAGAGGGGGGUUCGAGAUUGAUGGCAGAUUUGUUAUCCAGAGGCACAGAGGAUUCUGAAGUUAAGCAAGCCAUAGAAAGAAAUCCGGGAAAGACACCUGAGUUGGAACAAGAGAAAAGGAAGGAAGGUCCACUGGAGGUCACUCCUGAGACAUUAUGGAAGGAGGACGUCCUCGUGGGGGAGACCGGAGAACGUCGCGAUAUCGGUGGAGCGGAAGGAGCGGGGAAUGUCCCCGUUGCGGGGGACGAUGCAAGCGAGGGUGUUGAAGUUGCGGUCGUCGGGAGAGGUGUCGUAGCAGUAGGUUGUGAGGAGGGGAGGGAAACGGGAAGGGAAGUGAUGGGGGUGGAAGAAGGUGUGGUGGAGGACGGUGGGGGGGUGGUGUUGGAGGAUGAGGCCUGGCCGGCUUGGCCNAGGGAAACGGGAAGGGAAGUGAUGGGGGUGGAAGAAGGUGUGGUGGAGGACGGUGGGGGGGUGGUGUUGGAGGAUGAGGCCUGGCCGGCUUGGCCGGCGGAGAGGCUUUGGGCAAGUUGGCCGGAAGAAGAUGGUCGGCCGGUUUGGCCGGCGGGGGUGGAUUGGAUGGAUUGGCCGGAGGAGGAGGGGGGUGAUGACGUUGUGACGAUGGUGAUGGCGGGUGUGUGGUUUUCGAGGGAGGUGACACGAUCGGAUAUGGAGAUCAUGGAGGCCUCGAUUUUGCGGAGCGAGGCGGAGAGUGCUUGAAACAUGGAGAGGAGACGAGUGUUCUCCUCGGUGCCUGGCUGGUCGACAAGCUUGCGGUGGAUAUCCUCGACGGAAUCCAUGCGGAGCGAGCCCAUGUUGUUGCUUGAGGUGCCUUCGGCCAUGGGGAGGGACGAAGGUGGGACAGGGGGAGAAGAUGGAGUGGAGGGGACAACGGAGGUGGCAGCAGCGGCGGCAGCAGCGGCGCGUUGGGCGAUUUUGGGUAGGUGGGGUGGCAUGUGGUUUUAGGGGGGGGGGGUUUAGAAAAACGAUGGGUGAUUUAAAUUGGACUUAGGGGGAAGGUGUUAUGGGGGGGGAAAGGGGGGGGGGAGCGGGAAAAAAAAUUCGGGGGAAAAGGAAAGGGAAAAAUUAAAAUUUCAAAAUAAUGAAAUUUAAAUUUAUUC
Molecule: messenger RNA, 3745 nt
Organism: Chara braunii
Lineage: Eukaryota; Viridiplantae; Streptophyta; Charophyceae; Charales; Characeae
Source: the annotation of a GenBank genome assembly